CUGGCUGGAGGGAUCAGACGAAGGUCUCUGAGCUGGGGAGUCCGCGGUAUUCCUUGCCCAGGCUUCUCCCAGACCACAUUUGCUCUCGUUGCUUCUCCGGUCAGGCAUCUGUCAGCAUCCGUCCUCGGGACCCCCAGCGAUCAGUGGGCCCAGCUCCCCAGCGGUCUACCUGGGCAUCUCACGGCCGGACCCCGGCGCCCGCCGGGCGAGGAAGAAAAGCAUGGUAAAGCUCUCGAUGCCCACCGUCUGAACGGAGCUGGAACCAGAGACUGUGUCUGCCCUGCGGGACUCCAGCGCCCCAGAGCGCUGCCUGCCUUCUCCAUGGCUGGCAAGGGUGGCACAGGGAUGCUGAAUGGCGUGGUCCCUGGUGAGCCAGUCAAGCGGCCCGAGAACCUUAAACGGGGCAACUGGGGCAACCAGAUUGAGUUUGUGUUGACGAGCGUGGGCUACGCCGUGGGACUGGGCAACGUGUGGCGUUUCCCCUACCUUUGCUACCGCAAUGGGGGAGGUGCCUUCAUGUUGCCCUACUUCAUCAUGCUGGUCUUCUGCGGGAUCCCCCUUUUCUUCAUGGAACUCUCCUUCGGGCAGUUCGCCAGCCAGGGCUGCCUGGGUGUCUGGAGGAUCAGCCCCAUGUUCAAAGGCGUGGGCUAUGGCAUGAUGGUCGUCUCCACGUACAUCGGCAUCUACUACAACGUCGUCAUCUGCAUCGCCUUCUACUACUUCUUCUCCUCCAUGACCCAAGUGCUGCCCUGGGCCUUCUGCAAUAACCCGUGGAACACCCCCGACUGUGCCGGGGUGCUGGACACGGCCAACCUCACCAACGUCUCCGGGCCGCCUGCCGCCCCCGGCCCCCUCAACCUCUCCCUCCUGCUCAAUCACACCCUCCAGAGGACCAGCCCCAGUGAGGAGUACUGGAGGCACUACGUCCUGAAGCUGUCCGACGACAUCGGUGACUUCGGGGAAGUGCGGUUGCCUCUGCUAGGCUGCCUCGGCGUCUCCUGGGUUGUGGUCUUCCUCUGCCUCAUCCGAGGCGUCAAGUCCUCAGGGAAAGUGGUGUACUUCACGGCCACCUUCCCCUACGUGGUGCUGACCAUCCUGUUCGUGCGGGGCGUCACCCUGGAUGGUGCCUUCACGGGCAUCAUGUACUACCUGACCCCGCAGUGGGACAAGAUUCUGGAAGCCAAGGUUUGGGGAGAUGCUGCUUCCCAGAUCUUCUACUCCCUGGGCUGUGCCUGGGGUGGGCUCAUCACUAUGGCCUCCUACAACAAGUUCCACAACAACUGCUACAGGGACAGCAUCAUCAUCAGCAUCACCAACUGCGCCACGAGCGUGUACGCCGGCUUCGUCAUCUUCUCCAUCCUCGGCUUCAUGGCCAACCACCUGGGGGUGGACGUGUCCCGUGUGGCAGACCACGGACCCGGCCUGGCUUUCGUGGCCUAUCCCGAGGCCCUCACCCUCUUGCCCGUCUCGCCCCUCUGGUCCGUGCUCUUCUUCUUCAUGCUCAUCCUCCUGGGCUUGGGCACCCAGUUCUGCCUCCUGGAGACGCUGGUCACAGCAGUCGUGGACGAGGUGGGGAACAACUGGAUUCUGAAGAGAAAGACCUUCGUCACCCUGGCUGUGGCCGUGGCGGGCUUCCUGCUGGGGGUUCCCCUCACCAGCCAGGCGGGCAUUUACUGGCUGUUGCUGAUGGACAACUAUGCAGCCAGCUUCUCUCUGGUCAUCAUCUCUUGCAUCAUGUGUGUGUCCAUCAUGUACAUCUAUGGGCACCGGAACUACUUCCAAGAUAUCCAGAUGAUGCUGGGUUUCCCGCCCCCCAUGUUUUUCCAGAUCUGCUGGCGCUUUGUCUCUCCAGCCAUCAUAUUCUUCAUCCUGAUCUUCACUGUGAUCCAGUAUCGUCCCAUCACCUAUAACCAGUACCAGUACCCCGGCUGGGCCGUGGCCAUCGGCUUCCUCAUGGCCCUCUCCUCCGUUAUCUGCAUCCCGCUGUACGCCGUGUUUGAGCUCUGCCGUGUCGAUGGUGAUUCCUUCCUGCAGCGUCUGAAGAACGCCACGAAGCCAAGCAGGGACUGGGGCCCUGCCCUUGCCGAGCACAGGACCGGGCGCUAUGCCCCCGCCCCGGGCACCUCCCCUGAGGACGGGCUGGAGGUGCAGCCCCUGCACCCAGACAAGGCCCGGAGCCCGGCUGUGGGCAGCAACGGUUCUGCCCACCUCCAGGACUCCCGGAUAUGA
Molecule: messenger RNA, 2229 nt
Organism: Tachyglossus aculeatus (Australian echidna)
Lineage: Eukaryota; Metazoa; Chordata; Mammalia; Monotremata; Tachyglossidae
Gene: SLC6A9
Product: solute carrier family 6 member 9
Exons: 15
Coding region: 322-2229 (635 amino acids)
Biological process (GO): neurotransmitter transport; sodium ion transmembrane transport; glycine import across plasma membrane
Cellular component (GO): plasma membrane
Molecular function (GO): glycine:sodium symporter activity
Source: RefSeq, a predicted model, not a curated record